AUGGAAUAUCACAACGACUCCAUGCCUUCGGAUGGGACCGUGAUCUUGGUGAUAGCUGCCAUCGGCCUAUUUACGGCCUUCACCUUGAUCAUAUGCUUCUUGGCCAUCGCAAAACGGCGGGAGAGGAACGAACAUCAGCUAGGUGUAAGUUGAUCCCCCACACGUGUUAUUGGCAUGUGGUUUUUACAGUAAAUAGGUAGCAAAAACAAUAUUUAAUUUUAAUUUGAAGGAUUAGUUAUUAAAAAUGCCCGUUCUCCUAAGAAAUAGUUCACUUUUUAAAGAUUUAAUUAAUUGCCAACAAAAAACCUGUCAAACAUUGUCUAGCAAAGUCAAAUAGGCAUAUCAGUUAAUUUUUUAUAAAUUUUUAUUAUUCUGGUGAAUUGACUGUGUUGAUGAUUAUAAGUUGUCUUAUUUACAGUAACGUAUGUAAACAAUUCUAUCGUAAUAAGCAAUAAAAGCUUAUUUUUAGGAAAUACAGCGGAUAGUAAGUCCUACUAUAAGGUUACACCCACCACCGCCCCGCUUCUCUACUCUUGACCAACAUCCACGCCGAAGUCAACAUACGAUUGAUCCGGCAGUAUUCAUAAUUAAUAGCAAAUACGACUUUCGACCUCCCAGCUACGAAGAGGCGGUACAGUCAUCUUCUGUUACACAGGCAGCCAGUGCGACAUUGGAUACACGAACAGCCGCUGGACAUUCACAUUCUCCACCACCAGCGUUUUCAGAAGUAAGAUGUAUGAUUAAUUUUUUAUGCGUUUGAAUAUACUUUAGAAAGUUUUGUCAAAUUUAGUCUAUUUAAACUUUGUGGUCAUGAACAAGAUUCAAGUAAUGUACAUGAUCAUGAACAUGCUUUAGAUUAUGUAAAAAAAGCAUUGCGAUCUAAUGCAAAGUACAUUGACGUAGAAAACGUUUCAAAACCUAAGUAUACUCUGAGAGAUUAAACUGAUGCCGAUGAUUAAUUGUAGACUGACCCGCUGCCCCGAGCCAGCUUCUCGGCGCCCGCGUGUCACGAGCUGGUCUCACGAAUGAACUCCGGUAGCCAUGCCUGA
Molecule: messenger RNA, 1049 nt
Organism: Bursaphelenchus okinawaensis
Lineage: Eukaryota; Metazoa; Nematoda; Chromadorea; Rhabditida; Aphelenchoididae
Source: the annotation of a GenBank genome assembly